AUGUAUCGAUGCUAUUCAGUAACUUUGAUGCAAGGGAAUGAAAGGCAGAAUGUUAAUUUUGGUGGAAAAAUUAUCUUACCACCUUCAGCACUAGCAAAACUAGCUAGUUUGGAAAUAGAAUAUCCUAUGUUGUUUGAAUUACGUAAUAAAGAAGAACAAAGACAUUCGCACGCUGGAGUUCUUGAAUUCAUUGCGGAAGAAGGUCGUGUUUAUUUACCUUAUUGGAUGAUGCAAACUUUGCUGUUGGAACAAGGAGACUUUAUUGAAAUAAAAAGCGCAGAAUUGCCUUUAGGUACCUUUGUAAAGAUCCAACCACAAACUGUUGAUUUCUUGGAUAUAAGUGAUCCGAAAGCUGUGCUGGAAAAUGCGUUUCGAAAUUUCUCAACGUUGACACAAGGGGACGUUAUCCAAAUAAAUUAUAAUAAUAAAAUUUAUGAGAUUUUGGUAUUAGAAGUUAGACCUGGUAAUAUUGUGCCUGAUAAUAAUGGUAUUUCAAUUGUUGAAACAGAUUUGGAGGUUGAUUUUGCGCCACCAGUGGGUUACGUAGAACCAAAACCACAACCAAAACCAUCAAUGGCUAAUAAGAUAAAAAUAGAAGAUCCUCUUACGGAUACAAAAGGAUUUUCGGCUUUCCAGGGAAGCGGACAGCGGUUGAAUGGAAAAGUCGUAAAAUCGUCUUCAUCUACAGCUUCAGGUUCAAAUGGUACACUUACUGCAAAAUUAAAAGAGACAAGUGAAAAUGAUGACGUUCCUGCACCGUUGAAUUUACCGUUUGGCAAAUUGUUCUUUGGGUAUAUAUUACGUCCUCCGAAAACGGAGGCGGGAUCAAGUCAACCAUCAUCUACAUUUGAUGGUAAAGGUUAUUCUUUGAAAUAA
Molecule: messenger RNA, 876 nt
Organism: Funneliformis geosporum
Lineage: Eukaryota; Fungi; Glomeromycota; Glomeromycetes; Glomerales; Glomeraceae
Source: the annotation of a GenBank genome assembly